UGUGUUGUUUCAAUGGCGGAUGAGUAAUCGUAAAACAAAGAUGCUGAGAAUUAGCGGAUUAUUGUGCGAAAAUGUGACGUUUUAGACAUGAGCUCGACGGAUCAGUCAGGAGAUUCUUCUAGUGACAGAGAUGUUGAGUUUUAUUAUAGGCCAGGAGGAAGAAGGACGGAAGGUUUAAAGGCUGCCGAUAUUGUCCCCCUCCUGAGGGAGAGGGUUGCCUAUCUCUCAGGAGGCAGGGACAAGCGUGGAGGACCCAUUCUAACAUUUCCCUCCAAUACACACCCAGAACGGUUGAAAUAUGAAGAUUUACGCAGACUUAUGACAUAUCUAGCCAGUGUUCCAAGUGAUGAUGUGAGGGAGAAAGGUUUUACAGUGAUACUGGACAUGCGGGGGUCAACUUGGCAGAAUGUCAAACCGAUACUGAAAGCUAUGCAGGAAUGUUUCCCUGGCAACAUAAAUAUUGCUUUUAUUAUAAAACCGGAGAAAUUUUGGGAAAAACAGAGAACUAGUCUGGGUAGCUCCAAAUAUAAUUUUGAGACCCAUAUGAUAUCAGUGGAUAAUCUAGUGAAAGCAGUCGACCGAAGUCAGUUGACUCGGGAAUUUGAUGGCAAUCUUGAGUAUGAGCAUGAACAGUGGAUCAAGCUUAGACUGAUGUUGGAGGAAUUUAUUUGGAAGGCCUUAGAUUUGUUGGACAAGUUGGAUGAACUGAGUAGUAUACUUACCAAUCCUGAUCUUCCGACGGACCUCAAUGAGGCACAGAAACGUCUCGAGGACCAUAACCACUUGAAGAAAAGGGUUACAAUGGCCCCUGUUGAGCAGUUGGGUCGUGAAGGUCAAUAUAUAUUGUCGAGUAUUACGGGUGAAGGCUUCGACCAAGCAGGCCCAGGAACAAGGUUUGUUAUUUCUGGGAAUGCCGAUUUUCAGAGUGCAGUACCUCAGAUAUCACAACUAUUGGAGAAUCUCCACUCUACAAAACAACAUUUAAACCAGUUAUGGACAGUAAAAAGGUCUAGACUGGAGCAAUGUCUGCAGCUGAAGAUAUUUGAAGAUGAUGUCGAAAAGAUGUUUAACUGGAUAUACCAUAACCGUGACAUGUUCCUUGUAAACUAUACAGAGAUAGGAAUGUCACAUCAGUUUGCUGUGGAGUUGGAGAAUGAACACAGCCAGUUUGCUAACAGUGCCGUGAAUGUUUAUGUCAACAUCACUCGGAUUCUCAGCAUGGCUCAGAGAUUGUGUGAUGCCGGACACUAUGCUCAGAACUCUAUACGAAUACAAGCGGCAAAGUUAGAACGGGAGUGGAAAAGUCUGGCCGCGGCACUGGACGAUAGAAGUACCGUGCUCAGCAUGUCAGUAAUGUUCCACAAAAAAGCGGAAACAUAUCUAGCUCAGGUUAUAGGUUGGCGACAAGCCUGCGAGAGUCCUAAUAUUCCGACAUCGAUCGAAGAGCUUGAAGAUUCUCUACAGCAACACCAGGCACUGAUUGAAUCAAUCAGCCAGGCAUACGCUGAAGUGUGUGGGGAUGGUAAAGCUUUGCUUGAUACGCUACAGACACCCGUAUCGUCUGGAAGUUCAAAUUCUCUGACAGCAAAAGCCGACUACUCGGAAGCUGCCGGACAUGUUCUUGAUGUCGUACAUGAGGUUUUGGCCCACCAGCGCCACCUAGAACAGUUAUGGCAUGGGAAGAAAGUGAAGUUACACCAAAGACUGGGAUUGAGGCUCUUCCAGCAAGACGUGAAACAGGUGAUAGACUGGCUGGAUAACCAUGGUGAUGUCUUCCUCAAGAAAAAUACUUCCAUAGGUCGCAGCUUACAGAGGUCAAGGGCAUUACAGAAAAGUCAUGAACACUUUGAAUCUGUUGCCAAGAACACGAUAACAAAUGCUGAAAAGCUUCUUGCAGCUGCAGAUGAAUUGGCCCAAACUGGAGAAUGUAACCCAAAGGAGAUAUAUAAUGAAGCUCAAGAAUUAGAGGAAAGAAUGUCAAGUUUUCUGGCUGCACUGGCACGGCGGAGAUCUGCACUAGAUAUGACUGUUUCUUUUUACUCACAUGUUCACGCUUUGACAUGCUGGUUGGAGGAACUUCAGAAUGAAUUACAGAGUUCGGAGAUAGCGGACACCGUUGAAGGAGCUGAACAACUUCUUGCUCAGUUUAAUCAGCAAAGGGAGACUACUCUUGAUGCAGCGCUCAACACAGUUGGGGAGGGAGAAAACCUUUGUGAACAGCUCAGGAUAUUUAACAUUGACCCUGAGAAGACGAACCAGAACAGCGACUAUUCUCAUAUUGAAAGUGUAUUGCGGCAGCUGAAUGAAAGUAGAUCUGAGUUGGAGGAACUAUGGGCAGCACGCAAACUCAAGCUAGACCUGUGUCUUCAGUUACGUUUGUUUGAAAGAGACGCUUUAGAGGUUUCAUCUCAACUAGAGCUAUGGGCUGAGGAACUUCAGCACCAAGAACUGGUUACCGAUGGCAACAAGGCGGAGCAAAUGUUGGUCAUACAUAACGAGAGUGUUUUACACAUGCAGAAUUGUACAUUUGAGGUGCUACAGAGGGGUCAGGAAUUGGCGCAGUUAUUUGAAACUACUGGUGUUCAACUAAUGGCUGACUCACACUACGAUGCUCCAACUCGUAUUCAAGAGUUGCUGGAGUAUUUGCACGAGCGAGAAGUGGAUUUAGAGACCCUUGCGGACACAAAGAGGAGUCGGCUAGAACAAUGUGUACAGCUGAGAAACUUUGAAGUUGAAGCACGACAGGUAAUAUCGUGGAUCAGGAACGGGGAGUCGAUGUUGAACGCGAGUUUUAUGUGUCCCAAUGCCUUAAUGGAAGCAGAGCAGUUGAAGAAGGAGCAGGACCAGUUUAUGAUGGCAAUAGAGAAAACUCACUACAGCGUAGUUCAAGUUAUACAGAAGGCAGAGAGCAUGAUAGGAAUGCAGCAUUACAACUCGGAUCUAGUACGAGCGAUCGCCGAGAACGUAACGCUAGCCUGGAACCAGCUCCGGAACCAUUCAGAGGAGCGACACAAGCUUGUCAUGGCAUCAAUGACGUGGUAUAAAACUGCUGAACAGGUAUGGUCGGUGUUAGAGAGUUUAGAUCGGGACUAUAAACGAGACGAGGACUGGUGCGGCACUGAACGUGCAAACACAUCGGAUAAACCUAGCUACAUGGUGCAACUUAUUAAUAAACAUAAUGAACAGAAAGAGGCUUUUCUUAAGGCAUGUACGUUAGCUCGGCGGACGGCAGAGAGCUUCCUGAAGUAUGUUAACAGAAACCUACACACCCUCGGCAUGCAGAUGAAGUUUAGGAGUACAGAAGCACAUGUUAAAAAGACCCUAGACUCCUUGUUACAACAGGAGAAUAUGGUGAUAGAAUUCUGGACAGUGAAGAAAAAAAAGUUAGAACAGUGUCACCAGUAUGUUCUCUUUGAGCAGAGUGCUAAACAGGUACUUGAGUGGAUCAAAGAUUAUGGAGAGUCGUACCUGAACACACAUCAGAAACUGGGUUCUACUCAACAAGAGACAGAGGCUCUGUUACGGGAACACCAUGAUUUCCGUGCAAGGGCGAAGGAAAACAAGGAGAAUGUGAAACUCUUGCUCUCAUUGGCUGAUGGUUUUGUUGCUAAGGGCAACAUGCAUGCAAACAACAUCCGAGGCUGGUGUGCGGCUGUUGACAAGAGGUAUAAGGAAUUCUCAGUGAGGAUGGAGAAAUAUCGAACACGGCUUGAGGAAACCCUUGGAGUUCACCAAGAAGAAGAGCCGCAGAAAGAGGAGGAUACACAGAGACACAGUGACUCCUCUUUGGAGGAGAAAGUUUUCAAACAAGCACCUAAAGAACUGACCGAGGAGAAGAGAAGAUCUGCAAGAAGGCGAGAGUUUAUCAUGGCAGAGCUGUUACACACAGAAAGAACAUAUGUAAAUGAUUUAGAGACCUGUGUUAAGUGCUACCUGAAUGAGAUGCAGGAUCCGGAUAACUUCAUGCCAACUGGUAUUCAGAACAGACAUAAAGUUAUCUUUGGUAAUAUGGAGGAAAUAUACGAGUUCCACAAAAAUGUGUUCUUAAAGGAGUUAGAAAAGUAUGAGACAAUACCAGAAGAUGUUGGCCAUUGUUUUGUCACCUGGGCUGAGAGGUUUUCAAUCUAUGUGACAUACUGUAAGAAUAAACCAGACUCUAACCAGAUGUUGGUGGAUCAUGCUGGAACUUUCUUUGAAGAAAUGCAGAAGAAACAUCAGCUGAACGAGCCAGUGUCUUCCUACCUGAUAAAACCUGUACAGAGAAUCACCAAAUAUCAGCUGCUCCUUAAAGAUCUGCUCUCAUGUUGUGAAGGUCAUACAGGAGAAAUUAAGGAUGCACUUGAAGUGAUGUUGAAUGUUCCAAAGAAAGCGAAUGAUGCCAUGCACCUGAGCAUGUUGGAAGGUCUCGAGGACAGCCUUGAAGCACUGGGUGAGGUCAUUCUACAGGAGAAUUUUACCGUCUGGGACCCCAAACAGCUGAUAAAGAAAGGUCGUGAGAGACAUAUUUUCCUGUUUGAUAUGUGCCUCAUAUUUGCAAAGGAGUCAAAAGACAGCAACGGAAAGACUAAAUACAUGUACAAGUUCAAACUAAUGAUUUCUGAGAUCAACAUUACAGAGCACAUUGAAGGGGAUGCGACCAAGUUUGCACUGUGGACAGGGAGAGCUCCAAUUUCUGAAUAUAAGAUUGUUCUCAAGGCACAGACUUUGGAUAUAAAACAAGUGUGGGUGAAGAAAUUACGAGAGUUGAUACAAGAACGUAUGAUGUAUAUUCAUGAAGCUUUCAAAGGCAAACAACCAAUUGUAUUCAAGGCUGCACCAAAGAUCAGUGUCCCGAGCCGAGUGAGCAGGGAUCUGGAAAGUGACUAUGAUGAGUUACCGAUGGAUCGUCGAGGAUCGCUGACCAGUAUGAAUUCGGUUGCGACAACCGCUACCACCGACAGCAGCAGCAGUGGCGGCAAGAGUGAUGUAACUAUUGUGGUUGAUGACUUUGCUGCAAGCAAUAAUUCUGAGCUUACCGUGCACAGAGGUCAACAGGUCGAGGUCAUUGAUCUUUCACCAGGUCAGCCAAACUGGUGCUACGUUAGGACUCUACAAGGGGACAGUGUAGAACAAGGUCAAGGCCUUGUUCCCACGGCAACAUUGAAGCCCAUACCUCGAUUGUUAGGCCCAGGGUCAAGGUCAAGUCUGGAAUUUGAAGACUCCCCAGAGGCAAGUCCAAGUACGUCAAUGGCAAAUCUGAAUUCAUCGUCACCGGUCGUGAAGAGGCGGAGCAGUGGAACAAGUUUCAGGAAAUGGUUAACUAAUCCAGUACGAAAACUGAGCACAAAUAAGAUAGAAAAGGGGACAGCACCUGUAUUAGAGGGACAGAAGGGAGAUUAUAUAGAGAGACAAGUGGCCGGAGCGCUAGGGGCAUCAAGGGAGAACCCCGAGAGUAGUCUAGAAGACCAGAUUAUUGCGCAAGACGUAGCAACAUUCACACAGAAACAUAACCUUGAGAAUGAGGAGGCGCUCGAAGCAGCAGACGACAUCGAGAUCCCCCCACCCAUGCCAGUACAGGACCAGAGUCAUAUGUUAAACCUUGGGAAAAAUGAUGGUGCCGAUAAUAUCUCAGAAAAAUUUGCCUCAACUUUGUCCUUGAAACCUCAGCCAGAAAAUUCUGUUGACCUAGCAACUGAAAUAGAAAAUCUUGUUAAAUUGAAAAUGGAUCCACCACCUGACACAGGUCAAGGGUCAGAUUCAGGAGGAGAGGAGGACAAAGAGAUAGAAAAAGAAAAAUAUCUACAAAAAAGAAAGUAUGUUAUAGCAGAGUUAGUGGAAACAGAACAAGAUUAUGUGAAAGAUUUAGGGGGUGUGAUUGACGGUUAUAUGGCCCAUUUAGCAGAGUGUGAUAUUACAGAUGAGAUGAAGGAAAAAUGUAAAAUAGUCUUUGGAAACAUUCAUCAAAUAUACGACUGGCAUAGAGAAACAUUUUCAGAAGAAAUUCAAAAAUGUUUAGAAGAUCCUGACAAACUGGCUGGCCUUUUUCUACGAUAUGAACGAAGACUUGCGAUGUAUAUAAAGUAUUGUGAAAACAAGCCAAAGUCAGAAUAUAUUGUAUCAGAAUAUAUAGACACCUUCUUUGAGGAAAUCCGACAAAAAUUGGGUCACAGAUUAAAUCUGGCAGACCUUCUCAUCAAACCUGUACAAAGAAUUAUGAAAUAUCAACUCAUUUUGAAGGAUAUUUUAAAGUGCACAGAACGUGCAGGAUUAGAUGCAGCUCAACUUCGACGUGCUUAUAAUGUGAUGUGUGUAGUUCCUAAGGACGCCAACGAUAUGAUGCAGUUUGGUAAACUACAAGGAUACACUGGUAAAAUAACUGCUGUUGGGAAACUACUGCUACAGGACACCUUAUUGGUUGCCGAGGUAACGAGUGGAGGCUCAAGCUCUAAAGGGAACCAGCUCAAAUUUAAAGAGAGACGAGUAUUUCUGUUUGAACAAAUUAUUCUCUUCAGUGAAAUGACAGAGAAAAAACGGGGCAAUAUCGUCAGUACUUAUUAUCUCUUCAAAAAUAGUUUAAAGGUAAAUAAAAUGUCAAUGACUGAGAGUGUAGAUAAUGACCCAGUUAAGUUUAUGCUGAAGGACCAGACCCCGGGGGCCGAUAUGAAAUUCCAGAUCCAGGCCCCGUCAGAGGAGGUUAAGAAUACGUGGGUCUCAGCAAUCAAGAAAAUACUGGAAAUGCAGGGAGAUUUUCUCAGAGCUCUACAGUCCCCAAUAGCAUUCUACAAUAAAGAGAAAGAGCUAACUAAGGAAUUGUCUGCUCCAGAUCUGGGUAACAAUAGCAAGGAUGGACAACUCCGUAAAACUAAUUCCCAACCUCAAUCUUCCAGGGGCAGUAACUCUCAACAGGGUAGUAUCAAGGGACGUAAUCCAGAGGAUUCACAUAAACAUUUCCGCUGUAAAUCAGUCCCAACCCCAUUAAAUGAAGUGGCCAAUCAAAAAUCAGACUCUAAUGAAGUAUUGGGAGCAUGUGCUCGGGAAACAUCAUGUCCCAGUUCACCAACAGAGUGUUCAAAAACUUUAGAGAGAGACGGGAAAAAGACAUCUAGUGCAGUUUCAGAGGGUAGUGAUUCCGCUAAACCUAAGAAAACUAUGAUGGAAGGAUUUAGAAAUACUCUUAAAAAAUCAAAAAAUGAUAAUAGUGGGGCUAAACUGGAUUCAAGUUAUGCAAAUUCGGUAGAUUCAGAGGCGGAGAAUGUUGUCAAUCAAGGAAGUGUAACUCCGCCCACAAAAUCAAAUGGAACAGAGAGAUUGGACAAUGAGCAAAACGCGUUGAUUGAGUCUGGCACAAUUGCUAUGGGGCGUGUUUUGUUUACCUAUAAUGCUGUUCGUGAAGAUGAGAUUUCCGUGGCAAAGGGCGAGACAGUCCAUGUGAUAGGAACCAAUCAGUACAAUAUGUUUCUGAUACAUCGGCCCGCUAACCUUUCCUCCCCUGCUGCUGAAGGUGUAGUCCCCAUGUAUGUUGUGGGAGCAAAAGACGGGGAUCCCACGUUCAAAAGAAACACAUGGCAGUUGUUCAAGAAUAAAACAAAAUCACCGCCAGCGAGCAGCGACAGAUUUGAAUGGAAUGGAAUGAGCAGUUUUGAAGUCCGCAGCAAAACACUUCCUCUCGCAAAGGAAGGUAAAUCAAACAAGAUGAAUAACCAGGAUUUUAUGUUUGAGAUGUCACCAAGUGUUCAUGCGCCUCUGAAAAGUUUGACAGUUCAGGCGGGUGAUGUUGCCGUGUUCACGUGCAGGAUCUGUGGCCGACCACGUCCAAACAUCAACUGGAGCUUCAACAAUAACAUACCUGUAGUCCCUGACCAAAGAACUGUGAUAUCUUAUAGAGAAGAUGGUGUUGUCACACUUCAGAUAUCUCAAGUUACUAUAGCUGACAGUGGGGAGUACAUGUGUGUUGCCAAUAGUGAUAUAGGUGGUGUUGUAACCAAGGCAACGCUUACAGUGCUAGACAGGCCAGAUCCUCCGUGUAAACCCGAGGUCAAAACUCAAGUAGGGACAUCAGUCCACCUAGAAUGGCAGCCUCCCCCAACUAUGCCAACUGGUCAAAUACAGGGUUAUACAAUAGAGUUCAAUGAAGUGGGUUUGGAAUAUUGGCAAGCCGGUAUACCAUACGUACCAAACACCUCACAAGUAAUUGGAGAUUUGAACCCAGGUUCAGUCUACCAGUUCAGGGUUCGUGCCAACAACCAGAUUGGCAUGAGUGACCCCAGCAUGCCCUCAGACUAUGUUGCUAUACCAACAGAAAAUGAGCUAAGUGAAAAGGAAGAUGCGAAUAUGACAAUGUGGAAGACUACAUAUGAGAACGACUAUACAGAAACUGAAGAACUUGUGAGAGGGCGGUUUGCAGUCGUCAAGAAAUGUUCUCAGAAUUGUUCCGGUCAACAGUUUGCUGCUAAGUGUAUCAAGAAAAGAAAUGCAGCAAAAGAGCUUGUCGAGACAGAGUACAAUACGUUACAGAGCUUACAACAUCCCGGCUUUAUACAGGCUGUCGAUCUAUAUGAGACAUUUGACAACUUUAUACUUAUAAUGCAAUUAAUGCCACAGGGACGCAUGUUUGACCAUAUUUGCAGUUCAAGUCAGUUUGAUGAAAUGCAUGCUGGGGAUUUUGUACGACAAAUACUGGAAGCGAUUCAGUUUCUACAUAACUGCAGAAUAGCUCACCUAGAUAUAAAGCCUGAGAACCUCCUGUGUGACACAAACAAUGGUGUAACGGUUGUGAAACUGACAGAUUUUGGUGAUGCCAGACAUAUUUACAACAACUACUAUGUACACGCUGCUAGCGGUGACCCAGAAUUCCUUGCACCAGAAAUUGUCGCUGCUAUGCCUGUCGGACUUCUCUCUGACAUUUGGAGUAUUGGAGUGGUAGUGUAUGUUAUGUUGAGUGGUGUUUCCCCGUUUCUGGACGAGAGUGAUGAGGAAACAUGUUCCAAUAUUCUACGGAAUGACUACUGCUUUCCUGAUGAAUUCUUCGCUGGAAUAUCAUCUGAAGCCAAGGAUUUUAUACGCUCAAUGCUUGUUGAUGAUCUUGGGAAACGUCCAAAUGCUCAGACAUGCUUAGAGAGUAUUUGGAUAAAGAAAGCCUGUGGGCCACAUCCGUCCCAACUCCGACCUCGCCCAAUAGCUACAGCCCGCCUUGCACACUUUGUUGACAGAAGAAAACAUCUGAUGGCUACGUGAUGGGAAUAAUUUCUUUUCAACAAGUUUCUUUGAUAUCCAUGACAUGAGCAUAAUGUGUUUGUCAAAUUUUUGCAGUAUCCAGAGGCAUAUACUAAUGGGACACACAUGAGUUAUAACAAAUAAUUUGCUUCAUUCUUACAAAAUGUCGACCCCUUUUAUGGUAAUUCCUGUCUGUGUAUUUUAUCGGCAUACACAGUAUUUGACAGAUCUUUAAUGCCUUUGAUAGUAUGGCUUUUUGUGUAAUGCUCAGGGCCAGUACAAAGUGUAAUUUCUCACAAUGUGUUAUUAUUAUGGCACCAAAACAAAAUGUCAGUUAAGAAAUGCAAACACUGGGAUUCCAAGACCCCUGCCACCCCCAGCCAAAUAAGAUUUUUUUAUCGACACAUGUUUGAUUUAAAAGUGAUUUUGUAGAAAUUGUCACUUAAUAAUGUGUUUUCUGGUUAUAGAUCCUAUGUACGUCAUAUUGGCCUUUGCUCAGCAGCCUUAGGCCAAUAUGACCGACAUUGGACCUGGAUUUGUUACAAGGCUGUUAUGUAACUUUUUUUUUUAAACCAAAAAAUGUCCGUUUUAUCAUGACUAAUCACAUUUAUAAAACACUUUUUAGUAUGCAUAAUUUAUUAAAUUUGAUUCAAGAGGUACAUAUCCAUACCUCUUGACAAGCCCAUUAGGAUUAUCUAAGAGUACAGACCUCCUUUUUCUGGAUAUUGUGUGUUAUUGACAUCUCUAAUGGCCUUGCAAAUGAAAAAAAUUGAUAAUAUUUAAUCACUAUUCAACCAGAAUUGGUCAUGAAUAGUUCACCUAUACCAUGGGAGUAUUUGAAAUGAAAUGAGGUAUAUUCAGAAGUUACCAUAUAGAGUCUGAAUCAAAAUGUUUUGUAGAAGUGUAUUUACUUGAUUUGUACAGUAUCUUGACUUUAAACAAACCAAUAAUGCAUAGUGUUACUGUGCAAAUACCUUAUUGUUCUUUUCAUAUGAGCUGUGACAAGAUAAACUAUCCCACCAUGUAGAUUUUACUUCAUUUUAGAUUGAAUUAUAGCUAAUAUUAUUUAUGAACAUGAUGAAUAUAUUUAAGAAUUGUAAAAAGAUAUGUAAUAAUGUUAUUUUUGAAAAUGUACGUAUAUUUUAGACUUACACGGAUAAAAUUUUAAUUGUGUGUUGAAUUUUUAUCUACUUUUGUCACCAUUUUAAUCAGUGUUACUUUUAUGCUUGACAAGGCUCAAAUGAUAUGUCAUGUAGCAAAGUGUCUGUUUUAAUGUAGGACAAUAGUCCCCACAGGGUAAAUCCCAUACAUAUGUGUACGUACUCCCACCCCACUGCUCAGUUUAACUAAGGCAGAAAAAAAAUCUCUCUCCCCCACCCUUUCACCACUCCUAUACCUUUGAUUUUGUUUUACGUAAAAAAUAUAAAAAAUCAACAAAAAUUUAAAAAAUAACCGUUUUAAUGUUUUGAAUGGAAUAAAUUGAAAAUUAUAAUAGAAAAAAGAAAUCACAAGGGGUGGGGGGAGAAGUGGGUGGGGAUUUUGUCUGCCUUUGUCUAAUUGAAUUAAUGGGUGGGGUAGGGAGAUUUUGUCCGUAUUCCUGUCCAUUUAUCAGGUAACCAUUUUAUAGCUACAUAAAUUUAUGUAUCUAAUGGUAGGGUGUGUAUAAAUAUACUGAAAUGAAAAUGAAAAGCAGAAUUUAAUAUAACAAAGAUAUAUGCAACACAUUUUCAUCUAAAAGUUUGGCAUUUUCUUCUAAAAUGAUUCAAACAUACUUUUUGAAGCUUAUUGGUUCUUUAUAAAACAGAGGUUUUCAAAUAUAUUUUACAAACAACAAAGAAUAAACCAGCGUACAUUAUAAAACUUCUUGUUAUGUUUUAAAAAGCAAACUUGUAUAUCUUUAACAGCGUUUAAAAGUUACCAGAAUAUAUUGCAGAAAUAAAAAUCAUAAAAUAUGCUUUGUCUCUGGAUUAUAGACAUUUUGAAUGUUAUACAAGAUAAAAUUCAUAUAAAAUAUAUUAUACACUUAUUGAAUGGCUUCUCAGAGAAAAAAAUAUACUCGAGAUCCAAAGGACAGAGGCCGGGCUAAAAGUUUUGACAAAUUGCAGGCAAAGCAUUUAUAAAGGUUUUAUUACAUGGACCUGAGCUUUAUAUAGUCAUACAUUGAAACAUGUUAUUAAAUGACCCCUUAUAUAAAUUGCCAGUCUAUAGUAAGUGCUUAUGACCAGUCCAUAGUUCAGCUCUAAAUUUUGAUGCGCUGAAGUCAAAACUUAAAGAAAACAAAUACAAAAAUUUAUUUUUGCUGUAAUGUAAUAAAACACUCAUUAAAAGGCUUGCUAGUCAGUAGUCAAAACAGUUAGCCUUCAGACCUCGGGCAGUAAUUCUGACUAUAGACUAGCAAGCCAAUUUAUAAGUGUAUAAUAUUUUUAUUCUGCAAUUCUUUAUCCUUCCAGUAUUUGUAUUUAUAUCUUUUAUAUAAUUGUAGCAUCAACUGAAAAUAUGCAUGUCAUCAAUUCUUAGUCCUUGUAUUUUAAGGUAUAUGAGCCGUGCCAUGGGAAAACCAACAUAGUGGCUUUGCAAAGAGCAUGGAUCCAGACCAGCCUGCGCAUCCUGGCUGGUCUGGAUCCAUGCUGGUCGCAAAGCAAUAAUGUUGGUUUUCUCAUGGCACAGCUCAUAUCUGGUUCAGCUGCAAUACAAGAAUAAUGUUUUCUUUGAUAUGUUUAUACUGUAAUUUUAACUUCUGUACAUCCGAGUGGAUUUUGACUUUUCUAAUUAAUAUGUAAAUAGAUUUUGUAUUUAUACAAUAAAUUGUAACGAUAUUGCAAAUGU
Messenger RNA from Mercenaria mercenaria, 12018 nucleotides. Its product is annotated as kalirin-like. Gene Ontology annotation, biological process: axon guidance; intracellular signal transduction; protein phosphorylation. Gene Ontology annotation, cellular component: cytoplasm. Gene Ontology annotation, molecular function: ATP binding; protein binding; guanyl-nucleotide exchange factor activity. The transcript is spliced from 65 exons. The record is from RefSeq and is a predicted model, not a curated record. Lineage: Eukaryota; Metazoa; Mollusca; Bivalvia; Venerida; Veneridae. The coding region runs from base 88 to 9213 and encodes 3041 amino acids.